GGGAGGGAACGAGGGAAGAGGAGAGGAAGAGGAGGAAAGAAACAGUCCCUGUGGACCUGGAGGGAUAAACACAGAAGCCAGGAGCCAUGAGUAUCAGACUGGAGAGCGAGCAGAUAUGGAUUCCGAAAGUGAUUAAGAAGAAGAUAUGCUCCGCUUUCCUGGAGGACACAGACAGUCACAGCGGGCAGUCGCUGUGCCAGUGCGGCUAUGCCAAGCGCUGCCACGGCUCGGUGGCCACGGAGGACAACUUUGGGGCCGCGGUGGUCAGCCACUGGAACACAGCCGAGCACACCACGGAGGUGCCCACCGAUGCCUUCGGGGACCUGCAUUUCGUGGGCACGCAGAGGAGAGCCAGCAAGUUUCUCCGGCUUUCCACGGAGACGGAUCCCGGUAUCAUCUACUCGCUGAUCACUCACCACUGGAAGAUCCCGGCCCCCAACUUGGUGGUGUCGGUGUUGGGGGGAGAGGGAGACUUCAGGAUGAAGACGUGGCUGAAGGACAUUCUCCGCAAAGGACUGGUCAAAGCCGGCGCAGAUACAGGGGCCUGGAUCAUGACGAGUGGGCUGCGGGUGGGGAUCGGGAGGUACGUGGGAGAGGCGGUGCGGGAUCAUGCCACGGCCAGUACCCAGACCGUCACCAAGGUGGUGGCGAUGGGCAUUGCCCCCUGGGGGCUGGUACACAACAACAGCCAACUGGUCAACGCCAAGGGCUGUUUCCCCGCGCGCUAUGUGGUGAGCAGCGCUGAGGACUCUCUCUACGCUCUGGACGAUAACUACUCGGCUUUCCUGUUGGUGGACGAUGGCACCAACGGACGGAUCGGCGGAGAGAUGAGGUUCCGCGCCCGACUGGAGGAGCACAUCUCCACCCAGAAAACAGGGGUCGGGGGGAGGUGUAGCAUUGAGAUCCCAGUGCUGUGUUUGCUGAUACAAGGACAGCCUUAUAUGUUGGAGAGGAUUUACAAAGCCACCCAGAAUAACGUCCCGUGGUUGGUUCUGGCCGGAUCGGGCGGGAUCGCCGAUGUCUUGGCCGAGAUCCUUCAGAUGUCCUUCACGUCCGAGACCCUGAAGAAGGAGGUGGAGAAGCUCAUCCGGAAACAUUUCCCUUCGGAAGACCUGGCGAGGCUGGUGGAACUGGUUGAGAAGGUGGUUGAGAAUAAGGACUUGGUGUACGUAUACAAUGCAGACCAGGAGGGGAUGGAGGAGUUUGAUACAGUCAUCCUGAAGGCGUUGGUCAAAGCCCACAAGAAGCACAGCAGUGAUGUGAAGGUUUAUCUGGAUGAGCUGAAGUUGGCUGUGGCCUGGAAUCGGGUGGACAUCGCUAAGAGCGAACUGUUCACUGGAGAGAUCUCCUGGAAGUCUAGUGACCUCGAGGAUCCUCUAACAGAUGCCCUGGUGAAUAACAAGCCCGAGUUUGUCAAGCUCUUCACUGGCAAUGGGCUGAACGUGACCGAUUACCUGAGUUACCGGCGGCUCGAGGAGUUGUACAGCUCUGUGCCCACCAACUCGCUGCUCAACUGUCUGCUGCAGAAGAAGCUGGUGGAGAGGAGGGGGCUGGCUGGCAAGCUGCUCACCCGCCCAAGGGCAGGGGACGGGCACUGCGGUUAUACACUGUACGAGGUCUCCAAGGUCCUGUGUGAUCUCCUGGGCGAUUUCUGCCAACCCAUCUACGAGGAAUCCUUACACCUCUCCAAGGUUUACAGCAACCGGCGGAAAGCAGGGGAGAUGCUGAAGACUAGGCAGUUUGAGUACCAGGCGAGGAGUUCAACGGCCCCAUGGACUGACCUCCUGGUCUGGGCUCUCCUUCAAAACCGCCCAGAGAUGGCUGUUUGCUUCUGGGAGCUGAGCGGCGAGUCGGUCUCCUCCGGCCUUGUGGCCUCUCGCAUCCUGAAGGAAAUGGCACGGCAGGAGAUGGAGGCCGAGGGAGCCCAGACCAUGAAGGAACUGGCCGCAAAGUUUGAGCAGCUGUCGCUCGACGUAUUUAAGGAGUGUUACCUGCACAGUGAGAGGAGAGCGUUCACCCUGCUGGUGCGUCGAUGCCCGGUCUGGGGAUACGCCACCUGCCUGCAGCUUGCCACCGCCGCCGAUGCCCGCGGCUUCCUCGCCUACGAUGGUGUCCAGGGCCUUUUGAACCAGAUCUGGUGGGGGGAAAUGGACAGGAGGACUGAUAUCUGGAGGCUGGUGCUCACCUUCUUUUGUCCCCCACUGUUAUAUACCAAACUCAUCAAAUUCAGUGAUAUCAAAGAGGAAACAGAGACACAGAUCCCCGAGUUUGAGUUGGACAGUGUUGACGGUGACCUCCUGCUCUUGGGGGAGGGAGAGGAGUGGGAGAAUUCCGGAGACUGGGAAAGGCCGGAGACCGGGAAGAAUGUUCCCAGGAAGAGUUGCUCGAGACCGUUUUGGAUGAAGCGUUGGAAGCAGUUCUGGGGAGCUCCAGUCACCUCCUUCCUCGGCAACGUGCUGAUGUACUUCACCUUCCUCUUCCUCUUUGCCUACAUACUCCUGGUGGAGGUCAGGGGGGAGCCCUCCCCCUCCCCAGGACCAUCCCUAGCCCCCACCUCCAAACCUGCUCUCCUCCUCUACUUCUGGGUCUUCACAUUGCUGUGUGAGGAGAUACGGCAGGGUUUGUUUGUGGGGGAGAGCGUGUCGGUGGGGAGGAAGGUGAGACGAUACCUGCAGGAUGUGUGGAACAGGUGUGAUCUGCUCGCUUUGCUACUCUUCAUCACUGGCCUCGCCCUCAGGAUGCACAAACCAACACACGAGGCCGGGCGGGUGGUGCUGUGUGUGGACUACAUGGUCUUUGCUCUGAGGCUCAUACACAUCUUUGCGGUCCACAAGGAACUGGGACCCAAGAUCAUCAUCGUGGGCAAGAUGGUGAGUGACGUUGGCCUUCCUCAACCUGUUGGGUAA
Molecule: messenger RNA, 2906 nt
Organism: Callorhinchus milii (elephant shark)
Lineage: Eukaryota; Metazoa; Chordata; Chondrichthyes; Chimaeriformes; Callorhinchidae
Product: transient receptor potential cation channel subfamily M member 4
Exons: 19
Coding region: 87-2906 (939 amino acids)
Biological process (GO): calcium ion transmembrane transport
Molecular function (GO): ligand-gated calcium channel activity; calcium-activated cation channel activity
Source: RefSeq, a predicted model, not a curated record